This is a messenger RNA of Adineta steineri, 1569 nucleotides long. NCBI's taxonomy places the organism in Eukaryota, Metazoa, Rotifera, Eurotatoria, Adinetida, Adinetidae. The record is from the annotation of a GenBank genome assembly.
AUGGCUACAGGUGAAAAUGCUGACUCACAACAGUACGCACGAAUAUCGGAUAUUAUUAAAGAACCACUAGUGAUGCACGUGCCAAUUGAAGGAUACGAAGAAAUGCCAAUAGUACCAUUAAGAGAAGCUGUUGUACCACUUCUUUCGAUUAUACCUAAAAUUCAACAUUACGCUGAUAUUGCAAAAAAACGAUGUGAGUCCGUACCUCCCGAUGAUUUAACACAAGAUGAAUCAGCUUCAAUCAUGCUUUACUCAAUGGAAUGGGAACCACAUGAAGAGUGUUUAUCUUUUGCCCUUAAUGCAACUCUUCGCACUGAAGACAGACAAAAAUUAAAGCCAUGGUUUUCGUAUCUGAAACUUCUUCUUACAGCACUCGAAAAAUUACCAUCCACACCGUCCAAUGUCGUUCGUGGAAUGAAUUUAGAUCUAGCGAAUCAAUAUAGUGUAAGAAAAACAUUUGUCUGGUGGGGAUUUUCUUCAUGUACAACAUCAAUAGAAGUACUCGAAAAAGAACAAAUUUUAGGCAAAACUGGUCAAAGAACAGUAUUUACUAUCGAAUGUGACAGUGGCAAAGAUAUCAGUCGUCACUCGUAUUAUAAAUCGAAAAAAGAAGUUCUUCUUCUGCCUGCUCGACAAUUUAUGGUAGUAGGUUGUUUUGAACAAGCACAAGGUCUUCAUAUAAUUCAAUUAAAAGAAACAAUGCCUCCAUUUACUCUUUUACAACCAGUUACAAAUCAAUCUGUGCAAAUUCAAUCAACAUCGGGACAAAUUCAAAUGAGAAUCAAUCAUUAUAAUCAAUAUGCAAUUACUGUUGCUGGAGGAAAAGGGGAUGGACAACAAUUAAAUCAACUCAAUAGUCCUGAGGGAAUUUUUAUUGAUACUAAAAGAUUAAUUUAUAUUGCUGAUUCUGGAAAUCAUCGUAUUAUUAAAAGAAACUUAAGUUUAAAUACUGAUAAAAUUAUUGCAGGUGGAGAUGAAAAUAAUCAAUUGACUUUUCCAACCAAUAUAGUUUUUGAUAAAAAAACUAAUUCUUUUAUUAUUUCUGAUAAGGAGAACAAACGUGUAAUUCGAUAUUUUGAUAAAAAUCAAACAAAUCAACAAAUUAUGAUCUCAAAUAUUUAUUGCUCUCGUCUGACAAUCGAUAAAAAUGGAUUUAUUUAUGCUUCUGAUUUGGAGAAUAAUGAAGUAAGACGAUGGAAACAAGGAGAUACAAAAGGUGAAUUAGUUGCAGGUGGAAAUGGUAAAGGAAAUAAACUCAAUCAACUCAAUGAUCCUACUUUUAUCUUUGUUGAUGAAGAUCAAUCUGUUUAUGUAUCAGAUACUGGCAAUCAUCGGGUCAUUGUUGAUGAUUUGGAUCAAAUCUAUGUCGCAGAUUGUAAUAAUCAUCGAGUAAUGCGUUGGUGUGAAGGAGAUAAAGAAGGUGAAAUUGUUGUUGGCCGAAACGGAAGAAGAAAUCAGCCAUAUCAUUUGAAUCAACCCACACGUUUAUCAUUUGAUGAUGAAGAAAAUCUUUAUGUUGUUGAUAAAAACAAUCAUCGAAUCCAAAAAUAUGAAAAACUUUCGAAUUAA